Cladophialophora immunda is the source of this 1755-nucleotide messenger RNA. RefSeq lists its product as uncharacterized. NCBI's taxonomy places the organism in Eukaryota, Fungi, Ascomycota, Eurotiomycetes, Chaetothyriales, Herpotrichiellaceae. The record is from RefSeq and is a predicted model, not a curated record. The coding region runs from base 1 to 1755 and encodes 584 amino acids. The transcript is spliced from 2 exons.
AUGGAGCAGAGCCGGUGGAGUCUUGACUCCGAUGAGAUGGCCUCGUGCCUACCCUCGCGGCCAUCAACGCCGCAGGCCGUCAAGGCUCUUCUUCGCUCCCCGGGGUCCCCCUUGAGGACUCUGGGGAAGAAGUUGAGCCAGACGGCCUUGUCUGUGCGGAGCCGAAAGGCUUCGCCAGACAGAGGGGACGGUACGAGGCUGAAUGAUCACGUGAGUGAUUCUUCACGUCCUGUCGCACCCCUCUACAACAGACGUAGAGGAGGGUCUUUUAGGCCCUUGUCCAUUGUGACUGGACAGCCGUUUGAAUUUGAUGUGAAUCUGGCAAUGGAAAUUGUCCAAAACCACUCAAAUUGCGCCUCUCCGACCCGCGACCCUGUCAAGCAAAGUCGCUCCCCCAAAGGCAUGAAAGUCCUACGAGAAGACGACGCAAAGACAAUCAAACCUACUCCGUCUCUCGCCAUGCCACUGCCGGGCCUCUCAGCUCAACCUGGCGCUGUGCCACCCUCAUCUCCUCCAGUGAAUGCCAACAAUGGCCACAUUCUCACACCCAAGCGGCACAAAGUCAUCGAACGACCCUUCCACCAUCUGACGAGAAUCCCAGCACCAGACAUCAGCCAGCAUCCAAUGAACCAACCAAAUCCCUUUUCCUCCACGAGUGACGCGCCGUCGCUGCUCACCACGUCCAAGAAAGAAGAAAUCAAGCGGAUGGUGAGAGAAGCUAGACGACGGUUCGACGAGAAGGAGCGCGAAGCUGAGCGUGAAGAGGCGGAACGUGAAAAAGCUGAACAUGAAGCUCGGCUGAAAAACAGAAUCAAGUUCGACACACUGCCAAAACCAGGGAACGCGUUCGUCAGAGGUAGUCACGACAAUGGCAAGGUCCAGGACAGCCCAUUCAGCGCGAAGCCCAUCGGCACGGAAGACUCUAUGAGUCCAAAUCCACCGGAGCCGUUUGCUUGUCGACCCAUCUUGCCUCGUUCGAUGCCACGACAAAGCUCUGAUGCUGCCAACACCUACGAUCUCAGCAGGAACCUGUCAACAUUCCAAAUUGGUACCGAGAACGUCCAGACUGAUAUCUUCAACGUCUCCAAUGAAGGCUCACCCAUGGCUGGCGCAUCUACUCCAGGCAGGACUCCCUUCGACAGCAGCAAGCCGGUCGUUACCCCAGUUUCGGACGGAUUUGAGCAGAAGAAGACUGGUCUACGCAAGGUCACUGAUUUGUUCAAGACAAAAUCUGAGAGGCCUCAACCCGACUUCGCCUCGCCCAAGAAUGUGGACAUGCUUCACCGACCUGAUCUUGAACGUUACUUGCGCACCACCACCAACAAUUACAGUUAUGACUAUGAUGAUGGACAGCCAUAUCCACGUCACCCAAACACUAGCCGCGCCUGGCAUUCUCGCAACCUCAAAUGCACUACUUGCCUCGAUCACUGCUGCGCCGUCUGCGGUCGCGCCUGCUGUGCCUACAAAGCCGCUGCGCUCGCCGUCAAGAUCCAGAAGGACAAUCCAGAAUCCCUAAAGACGGCAGAAGAGAGACUUCUCCAGAUUGCUUUCCUAUUCCCAUAUGGCCAAGAAGCACCGACUUUUCUUCAAUGCACCAAGGGUGGCGAAAUCGGCUGCGGCAAGAUGGUCUGUCCCGAUUGCUGUGGAGAAUGCCCCAAUCCAAUCUGCAAAGACAUUCAGUGUCGAAAGUGCAAGAAGAACCCAUGGGCAGAAUGCUUGUGGCAUGAUGAGGAUAUGAAUCGCCGCGCUCUAUGA